GUGUUGACGUCGGGGAGAACUGAAGGAUGAUCCGGUGUGGGGCUCUGCGCAUUUCAGCGGUUGUGUGUCGUCACAGUUGUUGACGUAGAGGAAUUUACGUCGAAGUCGGAAGCGUGUAUAUAAAGGAGACUGUGGGUGACCGAGGAGAACAUCAACAAAUCCACCACAUUCAAUAGCUCCUAUCAAACACUCAAACCAACAAACCAACCACUUAUUCGAAAUGUCUUCCUACAACAACAACGAGCCCAACAAGACCACCGGCCAAUUCCACUCCAUGAAGGGUUCAGCCGUCGAGACCAUCGGCAACCUCACCGGUUCAACCGAGUGGCAGCGCUCCGGAAAGGAGGAGCACGCUGCUGGUGAAGCCGAGUACAAGGCUGCCCAGACGAAGGGCUACGCUGAGGGUACGGCCGACAGGAUCACCGGCAAGAAGGACUCCAUUGUUGGAGCUGUUACUGGUGAUAAGUCCCAGCAGGCUGAGGGCAACGCACGUCAUGAUAAGGGCGAAGCCCAGCAGGAGAUCAACAAGCGUGCUUAAGCGCCCAGUUUGAUUUGUACUUCUAGAUCGUCACUUUUGUAGCAUACCAUCGACACCCCAUGUAUCAUGUAAACCUACGGUCUUUUCUAUAACAUAAACGUAAUCGCAUCAUUAAACUUCA
Molecule: messenger RNA, 659 nt
Organism: Coprinopsis cinerea okayama7#130
Lineage: Eukaryota; Fungi; Basidiomycota; Agaricomycetes; Agaricales; Psathyrellaceae
Product: mismatched base pair and cruciform DNA recognition protein
Exons: 3
Coding region: 221-538 (105 amino acids)
Source: RefSeq, a predicted model, not a curated record